Molecule: messenger RNA, 1110 nt
Organism: Wallemia ichthyophaga EXF-994
Lineage: Eukaryota; Fungi; Basidiomycota; Wallemiomycetes; Wallemiales; Wallemiaceae
Product: Endoglucanase-7
Exons: 2
Coding region: 1-1110 (369 amino acids)
Source: RefSeq, a predicted model, not a curated record
AUGUUAUUAACAUCAACACUCCUUGCAAUCGUAGCAACUGUCACAGCUCACGGGACUGUCAACCGUAUCGACGUUGAAGGCGGACAGUCAUUCUCUGGCCCACUAAUCGGCUCAAACGACAACAGCGGCCCAAUCUGGCAUGUCUCAACUAGCAGUCCAGUCACGGACCUCCAAAGCAAUUCAAUGUUCUGUGGUGUUGACGCUAUCCCUGGUCAGCAAUCACCUAAUAUCGGUGCUGGCUCGACUUUAACCAUCCACUGGGGACAAGGUUACGCAGACAGUGGUGACCAAUGGCCUCAUAACACAGGCCCAAUCAUGACCUACAUGGCUAAAUGUAAUGGUGACUGCAGUAACGCAGACUCUGCCAGCUCCAACUUUUUCAAGAUCUCCGAGCUCGGUAUUGAGAAUGGUGAAUGGGUUCAAGCUCAACUCAAGAAUGGUCAACCAUACUCUGUUCAAAUCCCAAAUGAUGUCCAACCUGGUAAUUACCUAAUUAGAACGGAGAUCGUUGCACUCCAUUCAGGCGUUGAGAGUUACCCAUCAUGCUCACAGUUCACUGUGACUGGUGAUGGCUCAAACUCAUACGCAAGCGCUACAGCUAAAUUCCCUGGUGCCUACUUAGCUUCUGAUCCUGGUCUUCAAAUUGCCGGUGGAUCCGUAUACAAUAUUCAAUCGAGUGUUGAAUACCAAUUUCCUGGUCCAGCACCCGUUACUGGAGUUCACUUGGGUGUACCUGUUGGUAGAAACGGAGGCAGCAAAAAGUUUGCUGCUCAACAGCCAAGCUCGGAUUCAUCACACUCAAGUUACAGCUCGGAUAGCCAAUCAUUUAGCCAGCAAUCGCAACAAAAUGAAUCAAAGUCGCAAUCACAAUCAAAUGGACCAGACUCAGAAUCUGGUAACUCUGGUUGCAACAACCAAUACGAACAAUGCCUUCAAGCAUAUGUUCCAGGCAGCGGAGACUUUGAUUGUCAGACUCAAUUUGUCUCAUGUCAACAACAGUCACUAGGAAGACGUUGGUCUACCAUUCAAAGACCAACCAAACGCUCAAAAUCGUUGAAGCGCACUCAACAACGCAACGCUAGAAUGAUGUAUCGUACCGUUCAUUUGUAA